AUGGCACAGACGCCGGAGGAACCGGCGCCACCGCCGGGGGUGGGGGGGGGGGCGGCCACGGCGUCUUCGAGUAACGGGGGAAGCGGCGGCGGCGGUGCCACGGAGGAAGAGGAGGGAGAUUUCGAUGAUGAGUACUCGGGGCGGUUCUUCACGAUAUUUAUCGGAGACGACAAGACUGACGAGAACGCCUUCCGGGUGCUGAACGGAGACAUGGGCGAGGAUAGAGCGCGCCACGACGGCGUGGGUAUCCUGGUGUCGGAGGAGUCCCGCGAGACGAACGCCGCCUACACGCUGAGAAACCCCGACGAGGUCGCCUCGUUCCUGGAGAAGAUCGCCAAGCUCGGCAGCGAGCGUUGCGGGAGCUCUUCUGGCCGGUAGCAGACGGCGACAGGCGGCGGCGGUGGCGGCGGCGGCCCGCAGUCGUCGUUAGUAUUGGAUUUAGGAGGCGGCAGCAACACACCGUCGUUGUGUCCGUCGUUAGCGGCUGGCGCCGUUGGGGACGUACAUCCCCGGUGUUGAGGGUCACCGAGGCGAAGUCAUCGUCGUUUUUUGUUUUUUUUUGCUCUCGGCAACCGCACGCCGUGGUGCCGCUGCUGCCGCUGGCAUCGCAUGUAUACGUGCCAGCUCUGGCGGCCGUCCGUGGUAGGGAUUUUCCCGCCUAAGGCGGGGCGACGUUGUUAACGAGGGGGAGCGAGAGACGCAAAAACCUGUUUUUGCAGCGCUUGAUGAAAUUGGGGGGGUUUACUCAUGUACGAACAUGGGGAGGAGGGAGGUUGGUAUAUGGCAGCACCAUGCUGAGGUGUCUGGUUUGAAGGUGGCAUUGGGUUCGGAUGUACGUUUUUGCGGGUGGGUAAGAAGUUGGUGGCCGUCGUAUCAAGUCUCGGUGUGCAUGGGAUGGGAAGAGUAGUUGGCGCGGCGAUCUUGUCGGAUGUGGGAGGGGCCGCGCGCGUAGGCUGUUUGUUGUUACUAUUCAGACACCCUUGUAGAACGUUUUGUGUUGGAAGAUUAUUAGUAGAAUUUGCUUCUACGGCUAUAGGAUAAAGGGCGGCGCCAGGCCCUGUCUUGGCAAAUAUUGGGUAACUUUGGACGGGCGCCGGAUUUGGGAGUCGUUUGCAAACCCCAACAGAUGAGGCACUAGGGGCCAAAUAGUCUGGUAGUUAUUGGCAAAAUAUAUAUAUCGAAGGUUCCUCAAACGCGCUGCAGAUCGUUUUCGUUUUUUAUUUUUUCUUGUCUUUUCUUAGUAUGACACAAUGAAUCCAUACCGUCAGCGGCUUCUAGUGGUUGUGUGGCACCACCUUCGAUUGGAUGGAACCUGUGUGUCGUGGGACGGAUACCGAAGGUUGCUGUUUUCCUGUUUUUGUUCUCUCGACAAGAGGCGAAGGGGCCGAAGAUCUCUCUGGUGUUCGCUCGAUCGAUUUUUUCAGAGCGAUUUUGGGCGGUGACCCCCAAUGCGUAUUCCAGAGAAAGUUUUAGGGCGCACCGCCGCUGCGUGAAGAGGAUUUAAAGAAGCAGAAGAUUGGUUAACGAUAGCGCUUGACAAGCAAACCGCAACAGCGUGACCUCGUUGCUUGCUCUGGACACAACGGUGGGCGGUAAAAUACCCUCUUUUUUCGUUUUCUUUUCUUUCCUCGCCGUCGGCACAGGCACGAAGGGUACCGGGUCGUGCCCGUGACGAGACUCUUGUCGGGGCCUAGUCUCUCUUGUCGUACUA
Messenger RNA from Ectocarpus sp. CCAP 1310/34, 1711 nucleotides. The record is from the annotation of a GenBank genome assembly. Lineage: Eukaryota; Phaeophyceae; Ectocarpales; Ectocarpaceae.